Messenger RNA from Tachysurus fulvidraco (yellow catfish), 6056 nucleotides. It is a transcript of the gene bmp10, whose product is annotated as bone morphogenetic protein 10. The coding region runs from base 2496 to 3908 and encodes 470 amino acids. Gene Ontology annotation, biological process: BMP signaling pathway; SMAD protein signal transduction. Gene Ontology annotation, cellular component: extracellular region. The transcript has 2 exons. Lineage: Eukaryota; Metazoa; Chordata; Actinopteri; Siluriformes; Bagridae. The record is from RefSeq and is a predicted model, not a curated record. Gene Ontology annotation, molecular function: cytokine activity; growth factor activity.
CCUCGAUGCCCGAUGACACCUGAGAUAGGCACAGGCUCCCCGUGACCCGAGAAGUUCGGAUAAGCGGUAGGGAAUGAGUGAAUGAAUGAAUCUCCACAGGCCAAAUUUCUCCACUAGAUUUACUAAAGCUUUGAUAGCACUGGUUUUAUUCACUAUGUAGUGCGAUCGGCAUUCAGUGGCAUCUACAAGACAACAUAAAAGGUUAAGAUAAAACUUCAAGAACUUGCAAAUGCUUUAAAAAAUCCAUAAUGGGACAGGUUAAUUCUCAAGAAAGACAGGUUUAGCAUAUGGUUCGUACACCAUGAUUUCUGGUUUUGGUGCUAGCUAGUAUGUCUUGGUAAGAAAGAUAAAGGCUGCAUGGAGAUUGCGUGUGAGCAAGGGUGUGAGUAUAAAAGGUUAUCGCAGGCCUUGUAACAAACAUUGCAAAACAUGGGGAAAAUAUUACGUAAGUAAGGAUGUUAGUGGGACGCCUGAGAACCGUCAUGACGAUCGAAAAACAAAAGACACAGAUCCAGACCCAGAGGUGUGGAGGAUGUCCAACUCGAGAUCAAUAAGAAAACAUCCACUGCUCUGUUGACACGAUCUGUUGUAGGUUUGUCCAUGACAUCAAGUCCAGAUUGUUCUGGAAGGUUCGAGGCUUAAACAAGAUCUUUCUCGAAGAUUCGAUUAAGUUGGGUUAACAUGGCAGCUGCAAUCUGCAGUAUUCCACAUCACUAGACAAAGGAAAACAGGAAUGUUUUGGGGGGGGGGACAAGGAAGGCGAGAGGAAUGUUGGAACAAUUGGUCACUAGGUCAAACUUCUCUUAAACACCCUCUAAAGGGUCUAUCGUUGUAACUCUUGACCUUGUGCGUCAUUUCUAAUCAUUCACACGUAAGGCAGCCUCGGCAUAUCUGAUCCCUGGGGUAGAACUUUGCUUUUCUGUUAAGUCCUGCCCCUCACAUUUGGCACUGAUCUGAGUAUGUCUUGCAAACAGGUAUCUACAUACUUAAACUUAUACUAGAUGAUCCUAAAGCUGCUCCCAAAUCAGCAGAAAGUGGUGUAGAUCAUUCAAACUAUGUGAAGCAUCCUGGCCAGACAGGGGCUGCUUUCACAAAUCGCUGCUAGAAUUUUCUUUCAACUACAAGGUCUCGUCAGUCCCCGGACAGUCAUGAUAAGGGUUUCCCAGCACUUCCGAAAGUGCUGUUCAUUUGACGUGUGAGUGCAGAACAACACUCAUCACUGUGGGACUGAUACUUUGGGAGCCACCACUUGAACAACCGAGCAACUGAUAGGGUUCUACAGACAUUUGGCAACAAGGCAUGGUAAAUCGUAUGUGAUAUUACAACAUACGUUGAUUUUAGAGGAUUAAGAAGAAAGUUUAAGACAGCACAAGUCAAACAGGAAAUACUUAACUCAAGGGUUUUGGGAUAAACAACUCGAAAUGGAAAUUGUGUGUUUGGUGCGACCCCUUGGCCUCGAUGACCCUUUAGAUUAAGAAAUAAUGUAAAUCUAUAUUCAAUAAAUGAUUUGGCAAAGACGUCAUGUUCAUGUUCGACGACUUCUGUCGUUCCACUGCGUCAGGGUCAGUCGAUGUUGUCUGUGAAGAUUCUUCUGUCUUCUUCAUCCUGUUCAUCUUCAGCUGACUUGUAUACACACUUAUUAUCCUUACACCGUACAGCGAUAUCGAAGCAGAAGUUCCUCACACCUCCUUUCGUUCGAAUGACCCUGUUUUGAUGAUUUGCAAACAAAUCAUUAUGAUUUCCAGUCAGAGAAAACAACAACAAGAAGUCUGUCUGAAAGAAAUGGUCGAUGAAAUGGUGGUUCAUCACUGGAACAACACCACCAGGAAAAAAAAAAAUAGUAGGCUCAAGUCUCUUCCCUGGCUCACCCACCCAAACAAAAAAACCCAGUUUUUGCUGGUAUCAGAACAAUGUUUACAAAGUCCUCAUUAAGGAAAGAAAGUAGAUAACGGCACAGACACACACACACACACACACACACACACACACACACACACACACACACACACACACACACACACUCACACACACGCACACACAGUGGGACCAUCAGCAGUGAAAAUGCAGAGCUUCCCAGCUUAUAGAUAAGGAGCUAAGAGAAAGCAAGAGAUAGGGAGUGAGAGAGAGGAAAACAGAGGAAGAAAAGAGAUGCCACAGUGAAACUCAAUGAAGCAGUCCUUCAAACCAAAGCCUGCAGACAACAGAGCCACAUCGAGGAUGUAAGGAGCAUUAAAAACCUGAAGUCUGGAAUAGGUGCACUACAAAACAGCAAACAUUGUCCCUCUACAUUUAGGAAAAGAUAGAGUUACCAGAUCAACAACAAGAAUCAACUCAUCUUGCUAAAAACCAGGAACCUCUUAAAAAAAAGCUUGGAUAUAGUGUUCUUCUUUCAAGGAUCUAGCAAGGAAGUCUAUCAAUUUCAUUCCCUAUUUGCAUGAAACUUUCUCCAUAUUGGAAAGUGAUUCCGGCUGAUUCAUGUUCCUUUACUCCUAACCAUGGCUGGUGUUAAAGGUUGCUCGACCACCUCCAUGCACUGCCUCGCUUUCCUCCUGAUCGUUACAUGGAUCUUGUCAGGGAAUGCAAGUCCUAUCAGUUCCCCAGAGAGGCACCGAACUGCUCCUGGGUUUGACGAUGGCCGUGGAGGGGUCGUGGAUCCUUCUCUUCUAGAGCAGGACAGUGAGGUAGAUAUGCAAAAUCUGCUAGAGACCCUGCGGGGACAGUUCCUCAGGACCUUCAACUUGUCAGGACACGGACCCCCCGUACAGCCUGGGGCACCCCGAGUACAGCCUCCGGAAUACAUGCUGGAAUUGUAUAACCGAUUCGCUAACGACAGAACAUCCAUGCCAUCUGCAAACAUCGUACGCAGCUUCAAAAAUGAAGAGUCCACACCAAGUGACAUGGGUCCCGAAGGUGUGAGGCGACACCCACUACUUUUCAACAUUUCCAUCCCGAAUCAUGAGCGGGUGAUGGCUGCAGAGCUCCGUCUCUACACCCUCGUCCAAACUGACAAGCAGCUGUAUGCUGGCGUUGACCGGACAGUGACUGUUUAUGAAGUGGUUCAGCGGAAUGACAGUUGGACUGAAGACGGAGAAGAGGAACAGUUGCAGCUAGUGGAAUUGGCAUCACGGCAGGUUUAUGGCAUGGACAAUGGCUGGGAGACUUUUGACAUGACUGUUGCCAUGCAAGACUGGCGCAGGUCCAACUCUGGUAACACCCACAGACUGGAGGUUCACAUUGCAAGUUUAAACUCACAGAAUGGGUCAGAAUUUGAAGGUCCUGCAACAGGUGGGGACAUGGAAAUUGAUACAAGUACAGAAGAAAGGCAUAAACCUCUGAUAAUUGUUUUCUCCAAUGACCAAAGCACAGAUCACAGAGGAGAAAAACAGGAGUUAAAUGAAAUGAUCAAGCAUGAAAUGCCUGGUACAGGUCAGAACGACAACUUGGAGAUGGAACUUAUGAAUCUCUGGGGGGAGCUAGGGAGACAAGAAGGACAAAGCAAAGAAGCGGAACCAGAUGAAGAAGCUCUCCUCCAGAUGCGCUCCAACCUCAUUUAUGACACAGCCUCCAGGAUUCGAAGGAAUGCAAAGGGCAACCAGUGCAAGAAGAGUUCCCUAUAUGUUGAUUUUAAGGACAUCGGAUGGGACUCUUGGAUCUUAGAACCUCAGGGUUAUGAGGCGUAUGAAUGCACAGGAGUCUGUACUUACCCCCUAACCAAACAUGUCACUCCAACCAAGCAUGCCAUUGUGCAGACUCUGGUCAGCCUUAAAAGCCCAAAGACUGUUUCCAGAGCUUGCUGUGUCCCGACAAAACUUGACCCCAUUUCACUUCUCUAUCUGGAUGAUGCAGGUGUGGUCACCUACCAGUACAAGUUUGAAGGCAUGGUGGUGGCAGAAUGUGGUUGCAGAUAGUCCUCAAAUAAUUUGGUGGGGAAUUUUUGUAAGUUUCGGUAAAGGACACUGAGAAAUGAAGACAUUUCUAUGUCUCGUAGGAAAAGAGACUGUAGUCCCAGGUAAACAUGAUAAAAUCAAGACAUAAGAAGUCCCACUGUAAAGGGGCUGUUCUUAACAUCAAGAACCUUUAAUAAGAGCUUUGAGAUCCGGUGAUCUUAUCAUAUUUAACUUUUUCAAAAGUGACAGCAGAAAAGAAAUAAGUAAAAAAAACACUAAAUAAACUAAAUAAACAUCUUCAAGAUGACUACAGCCAUAGUCAGAAAGAUGUCGGGGUGUUGCAUUGUAUUUUGACGUUUUCUGGGUGUGACCUUAACAACUCAAACCAAAGAUACACUCCUGACCUUUUUUGAUGGCAACUCCAUUUUAGGACAACAACGUUCUUUUAAUUAACAGGUCUCAGAAACAUAGAACGCUAGUUUUGAAGGGCCUAUGAACUCUAAGAAGAAAAAAAACCUGUAAGGCCGCUACGUCGAGGCUUGUUGAAACCGCCAGUAUCCAGUCUCUGUAGCAUUCUAUCUACAUCCUUCUCUGCCCUGUGUCAAUACACAGCUUCCUGCCUAACUGAAAGCAUUUGAUAAUAGCCAUCCAAGGCAAAGCAAUAUGGUUAUCUGGGAAGUCUUUGAGGAACGGAAAUGUGUGAAACUAACCAGAAUGAUCUAGCGUGAGAUGUUCUACCGGUCAAAGAGAAAAUAUUGAGCGGUAUUCCUGUUUUUGUUUUGCAUGGACACCCCUCUGGACAUUUUGGACAUGCAAAAUGGAUGGACCUUGUCCAGGUAUCCGAGAGCAAUCGCUAUUUAGAUGUUCCUAGGACAAUCUUCUGUUUAAUGCGCACAUGGUCAGACAGAUUUAUGUCUUUUAUAAUUCUAUUUAUGUUCUGCUUCUUUUAAUUGUUUGCAUCCUAUACCUUACCUCAACACUGUGUAGUCCGCAAAGCGACUUCGGAUCUGCAACUGUUCUAUCAGGUCUAAGAAAGGAGCAGAAAAACAGACGGGGAAGUCGGACGCUUUUUCCGACGUCCGAGGCACGGAAGACUGCAUCAUACAGUAUGAGUUCUGGUGGCUGUGAGGUAGAGGGGUAGAGGUUAUGGGGUUAUCUACACUAUGUUGCCUUGCAUGCCUUGAGAGCUAAGCUCCCAGGCUUUGAGCGGUCCGUGAUAAGAAGGUGUUGCGGUUGAAAAACAUGCAAGCAUCCAUUUCAAACUACAUCUGUCAAGAAUCCACCAGGCUGUUAUUUCAACUCCCUCACCCGCGAAGGAAUUAAUGUCUAUGGACACCGGUUCACAUUCCAUUCUUGCUAUUAUAUGAAAACAAUUCUGAACCGUGCAAUCGAACGGUGAGGUGGUGAACUUCAAGGGUAUGGCUUUGGUACUUUUAAUACGUACCUGUCGCCUGGCAAAAUCGAUAGACUAAAUACAGUAUACCUUUAAAAAACAAUACCUUUAAUACUUCCACUUAUUUAAGGGAUCUGUAUAUACAGGUAUAUAAUUAAGAUAUAUACCUUAAGUACCAAGGCUGUACCUUAAAUUAGAUCUAAAUAUAUUCUACAUUUAGAAAUUUAGUCCCAAUGGAUUGACAAGCCAUGGUACAGUUUGGUACCUUUCUCUAACUGUAAACUGCCCCAUCAAAUUCCUUCACAAAAAAAAGCCUUGAUAUGGUAUAUGGGAAAAAAAAACUUUAAAGAAACCAGUGCACCUACAUAUGUAUAGCUAACAUCUAUUUAAGACCGUACGCUAACCAGCAACACCAGUUCCACUCACUGCUGUUAAAUUUUUUUUAAGUGUUGAAUUAACAAGGACUUACGUGUUGCUUAUCGUCCACUCUGUUAAAUGUUUUCACUCAGUUUUGCAUCUCUUUAACUUAACACCCCUGUGAUAAAAGCAGACUUUCCGUCGACUUCCAUCGAGCUACAGAUACGGCUGACCAUCGAUUACGCAAAAUUCUGCUAACUUUACCAUCACCGAGCUCCUGAGAUAUGGACUUCCAUACUGCUGCUUUAUGUAAAAAAAAAAGCCUAUUUAUUGAAAAUUAAUUUAUUAAUUUUUAUUGUUUCAUGUAUGUAAGUAUGUAUAGCAAUAUAUGUAAAUAAAAAAAACAUUCUAUAUGUACA